GGCCUGUAAAGCCACGUAGCAGCAGGGUUCUAGGCAGCAGCUCAUCCUUGCAUUGAGUCUCCUGGCUCUGGAAACAGCUCUAGCUCAGUCUUCUCCACCAUGGGCUUCAGACUCAGACAUCCAUCGUCCUGCACCAGGGCCAGCCCUCUUCCUAACCCACAGGUGUUGCCGCUUCUGGCUCUGCUCCUGACUGCACUGGUUCCCACUACAGCUGGACGACCUGGUGAUGUGGACCCAUAUAUUGAAUUGCGCUGUAGAUGUCCAAACAUAAUCUCUGGAGUCCCACUCAACAGUAUUUCCCUUGUGAAUGUGUUCAGGCCGGGAGUCCACUGUGCCAACGUGGAAGUGAUAGCCACACUGAAAAAUGGGGAUAAAAAAUGCCUGGACCCAAAUGCCCCUGCCAUCAAGAAAAUAGUCAUGAAGAUACUGGAAGGUUAUUGACCAGCCAUCUGUUGACUUUUUGCUGAACCAUUUUACUGUGCAAGAAAGGCGGGGUUUUUAAAUAUGGAUGUUCUACGAUCAUUUUCUAUUUUAAAAUCUGGAUACACUUUCAUUUUGUCUCAGAAAUCAUGUUGUAUUCUGCGAAGGGGUGUUAAAGGAUAGUUCAAAGAAGAUGAAAAUGAGCUAAGAGUUGUAACAUGCAAUUUAUGGUUUAUUUCUGCAAUUCUUGUCUAAACAUUGUGCAGUGUUUUGCAUUUCUUUAGUUGAAAUUUUCUUUCUAAACGCAUUAUGUCAAGUUUUUUUCUGAA
This is a messenger RNA of Peromyscus leucopus (white-footed mouse), 749 nucleotides long. RefSeq names its product platelet basic protein-like. The transcript is spliced from 3 exons. Gene Ontology annotation, molecular function: chemokine activity; CXCR chemokine receptor binding. Gene Ontology annotation, cellular component: extracellular region. The coding region runs from base 100 to 441 and encodes 113 amino acids. Gene Ontology annotation, biological process: inflammatory response; cellular response to lipopolysaccharide; neutrophil chemotaxis. NCBI's taxonomy places the organism in Eukaryota, Metazoa, Chordata, Mammalia, Rodentia, Cricetidae. The record is from RefSeq and is a predicted model, not a curated record.